Lasiosphaeria miniovina is the source of this 1080-nucleotide messenger RNA. RefSeq lists its product as uncharacterized. The record is from RefSeq and is a predicted model, not a curated record. Bases 1 to 1080 code for a protein of 359 amino acids. The transcript is spliced from 3 exons. Lineage: Eukaryota; Fungi; Ascomycota; Sordariomycetes; Sordariales; Lasiosphaeriaceae.
AUGUUGUGCAGAAUCCUCGCCGCCGUGGCACUGCUCCGAGUUUUCCAGGAUGGCGCCGCCCAGAAUGUCAAUGUGGGCAGGUUGCUGCGGUUCUCAUGUAACCAGCUCGUCAUCGAGCGUAUCGACCCACUGGUGACCCCUGGCAUGAGUCCGUCAACGCACACUCACCAGAUAGUCGGCGGCAACUCGUUCAAUGCCACCAUGGACCCCGACAAGAUGGACCCGGCGUUCGCCUCAACCUGCACGUCGUGCACUUAUGCCGAGGACUUCAGCAACUACUGGACCGCCAGCCUGUACUUCCGGUCUGCCGAGAACGGCUCGUACAGGAUGGUGCCGCAGCAACCAAACUUCAUCGGGCUCGACGGCGUGAGACACCCGCAGAGCGGCGGCUUCUCCGUCUACUACAUGGCGCCGUUUCACUCCGCUAAUCAAAAGGUGGUCGCGUUCAAGCCGGGCUUCCGGAUGCUCAGCGGCGACCCGGCGGCGCGCAGCGAGGAGGCCAAGUUCGCGGGCAUCUGCCACCGGUGCAACGGGAACGGCGAGGGCUUCAUCCCGUGCUUGGCACCCGACGCGUCGGGGUUCCCGGCUCGCAUCUGCCCCAAGGGCAUCCGGGCGUCGGUCAAGUUCCCGUCGUGCUGGGACGGCAAGAACCUCGACAGCCCGGACCACCGGAGCCACGUGGCUUAUUGGUCCGGCAGCGGCGUGCUCGCGGGCGCCGAGUGCCCGGCCUCGCACCCUGUCCGCAUCCCGCAGCUCAUGUACGAGAUCAACUGGGACACGGCGGCGUUCAACGACCCCCGCUACUUCGAGGGCGGCAGGCAGCCGUUCGUGUACAGCUUUGGCGACGCCACGGGCCACGGCCAGCACGGCGACUGCCUGUUCGGCUGGCAGGGCGACGCGCUCCAGCGUGGCAUGGACGCGCUUCUUGGUGAUGACUGCCUCAACGAUGCGUGCGCGACCCUCAAGUCGCAGUCGGCCCAGGACGUCGUGAAGUGCACCAAGAAGACACAGGUGCCCGAGGAUGUAGGGAUAGGCGGCGAAUGGCUCGACGCGCUCCUGGGAAAUGUGCCCAUCAUGUAG